Molecule: messenger RNA, 3114 nt
Organism: Amoebophrya sp. A120
Lineage: Eukaryota; Dinophyceae; Syndiniales; Amoebophryaceae
Source: the annotation of a GenBank genome assembly
GCGAAUUUGAGCGAUUGAUGAGACGCCGAACAACUACUUACUGGAUGGGUGUGAGCGGAGCUGCCCUUUUGUAGGCACAUGAGUCAACAUGUUGAGUAUCAUGAGAUCCCGUAUGCUCUGGAACUCUCGUAAAUUCGAUUUCAAGAAGAUGAAGAUGAGCAGCACUUCCACUCCGUGUUCGCCUCCGACGUGCUUGGUGCGGGAUUGACGUGAACAGAAAGGAGGUUAUUCAGUCAAGGAGUGGGAGUAUCGCUCUUGCGUGGCAGCUGGAGGUGCGGUCCGCUGUACCAUGACGGAGGUCUGGUAGGUGACUUUUUCCUGCAUCAUGACUCUUUUUUUUAUUUUUUCCACCCCGCGGCAGGAUUAGGAUUUCGGACUCGAUGUCAUAUUAGCACGUUGUAAGCUUGUGCUUGAUUGUGACGAAUUCACGACGUUCAUAAAACAAAUAUCAUACCACAUACAUCAGGAAAGCCCUCUCCUUCUCCCGUCGUUGCACGGGUCACGCAUUGGCAAGCUGCGUCCUUCUGACCGGGGGCAUUACGUCGGACUGCGUGCUUAUCGUGAGAAAAAAGUGUUACAGUUACACACUCUGAUGGGAGACAAGCAAGACAGACAAGCUCUGUCAUGCAGGAAAUGCUUGCCAACCUCAUUUCAUUCGUGUUUUCCCUUAAUAUAGUUUGCGCAGCACAGGUUUUGUUUGCCAUGUCGAGCAGGUUUGUGAUGCAGAAACUCCAACAAAUGUGUAACUGUAACACUUUUUUCCUGUGAUAGUGCUGCUCGCAACGGAUUUCCUUUCCCGGUUCAUCUCCUUCGUUUUUGGGGCGAAAGUCGAGGACCUGGCGACGCAGGCUUAUCGGAAGGGGAUCUUGAGCUGUACAAACACAGGAGUGUGAAGUUGUUGUAUGUUGCAAUUGUCGAUGUCGAUGCGAAGCGCUGUCUUGUUAUUCAACUACAGGACAAAAUUUUAGCGUCCAAGCACUGGGGCGAGGUUACAGUAGAAGAAGUUAGUACGACAUUCUCUCGAUGUUACCUUCGUGAAGUCUGUAUCUGUAGAUAGUCCGCAACAUGCUCCUGCGCACUGACUGUUGUCCUCCAUACGACCAAUACAAUCUUCCAGCACGAGUACCGUGACUUUUGCGUCGGUUUGUGCCUUCUCAAGAUUCCACACCCAUAACUUUCCCUGCGCCAUCCUGCCGCACCUGGAAGGAGUCCAUGCGGGGCUGCUGAAAUACCGCCAGAAUUCCGAGGGUGCGCUCGGAAACGGCCUGCCCCAGGUACUGGACGAGGCGGAAACUCUCGUACACACUAGAUCAGCGGCUUUCACGACGACAAACUCGUCGUCCCCUGCUGAUGUUUUACCAGCAACCACUACAAGUAUCCCGCUAAACUUCAACCCGCCUGAAGUAGUAGACGUGCGGAACAACGGAGAGAAACUGAUCGCGUUGACGCAGGCCAUUCUGCGUGCGGAGUUCGGCACACUGGAGCCGAGUCUGCUCGCAGAGGACUUUCGCUUCGUUUUUCCCGUGGUGGGGCCGCUCAGCAAGAAGGAGUUUGUCGACGCGUUUUCCAGUUUCCAAGUGCGGAAAACGUUUCCGUACCUGCGGGGGAAUUUUUUCGGGUUCCAAAUAGACCCUCUGGAGUAUGAGAGUGCACGAGAACUUGCCCUGGCUCAUCUCAUCUUGCCCAAAAAAAAAAGGACUCUGUUGUUUCCGAUUUCUCAGUACUAAGUAUGGGUAUGCAUGACAGAUUGUUCAUCUUCGUCCGGCAGCCGAUGCAGCACGGCGAUUCUGUGUGGGUUUGUCAUGCAAAAGCAGUACCACUUCCACUUCCACUCUUGACUUACCGAGAUGUCCAGCAUUGCUGUUCAUUUUAUAAAUUACAGGGCAAAGUAGUUGUGCGCUCUCAUAUUCAGCCGGACCGCGUGUGGUUUUUCUCUCGCGGAGAUAUGUACCAAGCAGGGCCGCUAGAGUUACCAGGCAGAGCAAGCGGAGUACCAAACACUGGACAACAGGAAGAUUCCGUGCCACUGGCGCCGGCAGUAUCCGUCACAAACGACCGCCUUUUUAGCCACACUGAUGCUGGUACUGGUACUGCCGCGUCUCUUGUCUCGAUCUCCAGCCGCAGAAGUUCUUACACAUUGCUAAAGCCAAACCCGCACAAACGCGUGCUCACGCCGGUCCAAGUCCUCAGCAUGAGCUUCCACGCGGACGUAUCCACUGGAAAAGUAUCGUGCUCAACGCACUGAAAUGAAUUGCGGGACAGCAUGACAGAUCUGGCUUUCGUCCUGAUUUAGCAUAUAUCACUAUGCAAAUUCCAUCGCUCCUCUACAAAAAUUUGCAAUGCAGCGUCUACGUCUACCAGUGCGACACUUUUUCCAUGCACGGCGCGGCAAAUGCUACAAAUUCACGGGCGGCUACGUGGCCGACCGCACAGACGGCAACUGCAACGGGCUCGGCGGCUUUUUCGGGGUUUUGCACGCGCUCGGAGUCUAUCAAAUGUAAAAAUGUCUGGGUCUGGAAGAAUGCCAAACGUGUCAUGCAGGUUUUCCAGGACUCAUGAGGUCUGGCAUGUAGGACAUCGCAUGACAGAUUCUGUGAGCGCUCUAUCAUGCCUAUCCUGCAUGAGAAACUGUCUCUCGAUUAGGCUAAAUCUGUUCUAACGCCACCCUGACAGGAGUCAAAUGUCAAAACGAUACGAUGCGAUUAGGUCAAAAGUGCACAACUUUUGCCACUCAUGCAACACAGUUUUUUGCCUGAUUCAGAUUUAGCAUGACAAGUUCCAAUCUUCCAGACCCAGACAUUUUUACAUUUGAUAGGGUCUGGCUGCCCUUUCCCGAGGGGCGGCCGUGGAAACCCAGCCCGUUUUGGCAGGUGUUUGUGUUGCGCGCGCAACAGGUGGUGCGGGAAUGGAGGCAGCUUUGAGGACGUGGACGGGGUGUUUUUCCGAUGUGAAGCAAAGUGCAGAGAAGUAGAAGGACAGUACAUGCACACGAUCAACAUGAUUCAGAAAGUCUUUCUCGUCACCCGCGAGUCGCCUUCUGUCGACGUUCUUGUCACAUUGAUUCACAAACAGAACAAUCGGGCUAGUACUUAUAAUGCAGGGACUUACCAUCAU